AGACUAUUUCUCAAAGAAAGCAGCGAGACGUGAGAUAUAAACAAUGAAAGGGUGGACGGGGAACACAAGAAGUGACGAAGUUGAGUGCAAUACCAUGUAAAAUGUUAGUGUAGGAAGACGUCGACAUCUCACUCCGCCCGAGCCUCUGAGUAUACAUGGUGCUCUCUUCAGUAACCCGCUGCUGCCCAACCCUGCAGUGUGUGCCUGUUAUCUCGAGGAACUUGGCUGUUCCACGGCCAAACGUGCUGUUGUUCAAGUCUGCUCGACGUAGAGAGACCACGCAACUAAAUAUCCGCUCUUUGGGGUCUUUGUCUUCAACGCCUGUACUCCUGGCCUCGUCAUCGUUGUCAUCGCCAUCUUCCUCAUCAAAACUUGUCAGCAAAGCGACGGGUAGUUUGCGUGGAGGAAAGCUAGUUUGUUUGCUACGAGUCAGUCCUCGACGCCCUUCCCCGACUCCGAGCCGUCGAGGUAUCCACACCCAGGUCGGCGUGAUGGCCAAGAGCAAGUUUGAGUACGUGAAGCAGUUCGAGACGGACGACCCGUGCCUGCAGAACUGCUGGAUUGUCGUCAGGAUCGACGGGAAAGCCUUCCACAAGUUCACAGACGUCCACCACUACAUGAAGCCGAACGACGAGCGUGGGCUGGGGCUGAUGACUCGUGCCGCCCAGACCGUCAUGGCCGACUUCUCCGAGGUGGUGCUGGCCUAUGGACAGAGCGACGAGUUCAGCUUUGUCUUCCACAAGAACUGCAAGCUCUAUAACCGACGGGCCAGUAAAAUAAUGACUAACGUGGUGAGCCUGUUUGCCUCAUCAUUCACCCUGUACUGGCCACGGUACUUCAACACCCAAGAGCUGCAGUACCCGCCGGCCUUUGAUGCCAGAGUGGUGCUCUACCCAUCCGACGACAACCUCAGAGACUACCUCAGCUGGAGACAGGCUGACUGUCACAUCAACAACUUAUACAACACAUGUUUCUGGAAGCUGGUACAGGAGAAAGGUUUGACACCAGCUCAGUCACAAGAGAGACUGAAGGGCACUUUAUCAAGCGACAAGAAUGAGCUACUGUACUCACAGUUCAAUAUCAACUACAACAACCUUCCUGAACUGUACCGUAAAGGCACAGUGCUCAUCAGACCUCGUGAUGCAGAGGCUCAGUCAGAGAGGGAGACCAACAACUACAGAGGGUACUCGGCAUCCAAGAAGUCAGAAAGGAAACCGGGGAGUGUAGUGCUACACUCAGACAUUAUAGGCAAAAAAUUCUGGGAAGAGCACCCGUAUAUACUAAAUCCAAAGUUGUAUGGCAGCUAACCAUGAAGAAUUUUAUAUCUUAUAGACAUGUACAUGAUAUACAUUGUAUGUAAGCCCACAUGUGACGCAGUUAAGAAACAGAUCAGUAUAUCUAGUGUCUGUUCAGACCUGCUCUCCUCAGUGUCUUUGCUUUGAAGUUUGAGAGCCAAGACGAGGAAGAGAGAUGAUGAUUGUGAAAGAACAGUUCUCACCUUUUUGAAUAAACACUGUUGGGAAAUGGUGUAGAGCUAGUUACGUGCAGCUCAAACAUUCAAAUAUUUGAAACAUUUUCCUGACUUAGUACUUUUAUCUUGUGAAAAAUUGUUUUCCUUUUUUAUCUAUUGCCAAUUCCUGCAUCUCGUUAUUUAAGGUACAGUGGAAUCCGCUUACACUGAAAAUGGUUAACCGGAAAACGGCUGUGAUCUGAAGGACAAAAAAAAUCAGUUCUUUUUUUCUUCUUUGUCUUUGUAAAAUAAUACUGAUCAGAAAAAAUACUCUGAAACAACAAAAAUUUCGAGCGUUAUGUUGUCUAAAUCGUCACUAGCGAUCUGCAAAUAACACAAUUCAUCAAGUCUUACUACUUCAAGACAGCGAAGAGAAGAAAGAGGCAUGAGAACGCAAUUGUGUAGAUUCUGGGCUAGAGAGAGGCAUUGCCAGUUUACUGUUUGCAUAAUUAUGUUUAUCACACACAUCCAGAGGCCUAUGCACUGUGUAUAGCAUAGUGGUGCAAUUAUUGUCUUAGCAAAGCUAGUUAACAUACAAUGAGACAGUGACCGCAAGUGAUGUGUUUCAUGACUUCAUUGGCGUUGAGCCUUCUCACUUCUAUAUUCUUUAGGCCUAGCCUAGCACAGAGCACAGUAUGACCAUAGACUUUAGAUUAUAGUGUCAGUGGUGGUGUUCAGUACAAUGUGCCAGUCUACUCUUUUGUCUGCUCUGUGUGACCGUUCGGCAGAUAUGAGCCAGCUGACAAUUUCCAAGAGAAAGCGCAAUGCGUACAGACUGCAGAUCAAUUGCAGUUAUUGAAAGAGGUAGAAGCAAAAAAACAAUUAUAAAGUGAAAGUUGCUGCAAGCAUGGCAUUCCCAACUCUUCGCUGUCGACAGUCAUCUCUGGGAGAGAAAAGAAUUGUAAUAACGAAGUAGUGCCGAUGGGAAAAGCCCAUUCUCACCCCUAGAAAGAAGAGUCCAUAAUUCAGUGAUUGUUAUUCUUGGGAUUUGAGUGAUGACUUCAGUGUGCACGCCAUUUUAGCAAUCUUUCUAAACCAAAGAAAAUUUGGGGUUCCUGCAGAUUUCAAUUUAAACGGAUUCCACUGUAACUUUAUGUUUGCUUUUUUGUUAUUGUAUGUCAAGUGUUUUGUCUCUUACGUGUAUGAGAAUGUGGUAUAAGUAUAAUAAUUGGUGGGCUAGUGUUGUAAACCAAACUUUCACUUUUGUUCCCGUCAUGUUUUGUUCUUUGAAAGUGACAUUUGGUGGUUAUGGGUUAAAUAAAUAAUUGAUUGUAAUUUGGUUUUAAGGGCAAUAGCCAAGAAAACCUUACUGGUUUUAUUGUUUGAUGAGAUGGUAAUAAAACAUAUUAAUAUAGAUCUAUUAUGUAUUUUUAUAAACAUUAUUCCAAAGAAAGAAUUUUGUCUUUCAAGUGGAUGAAUGUUUCUUUUUCUGGAUGAAUGAAUAUUAAUUUGUUUUGAAAGUUUUCAUUUCAUUAUCAGUACCAUAAUCAAAGCAUUUAAUAAAUGAGUGAAGAAUCUA
Molecule: messenger RNA, 3029 nt
Organism: Aplysia californica (California sea hare)
Lineage: Eukaryota; Metazoa; Mollusca; Gastropoda; Aplysiida; Aplysiidae
Product: probable tRNA(His) guanylyltransferase
Exons: 7
Coding region: 156-1307 (383 amino acids)
Biological process (GO): tRNA modification
Molecular function (GO): magnesium ion binding; tRNA guanylyltransferase activity
Source: RefSeq, a predicted model, not a curated record